Ceratotherium simum simum (southern white rhinoceros) is the source of this 763-nucleotide messenger RNA. The record is from RefSeq and is a predicted model, not a curated record. Lineage: Eukaryota; Metazoa; Chordata; Mammalia; Perissodactyla; Rhinocerotidae.
UGUGAGAUGGCGCUAAAAGAUAAGAAAUUCUAGGGGGAAGGGGUGGGGUGAAGUGUGUUUGGGGAGCCCACCUGGGGCCUAGAGCUAUCUCCAUCUUUAGCUCCAGAGUCUCUGAUUUCUUUUCAGGGACAAAUGGCACAGCAUGUCUUCCAGGAUCAAGAACAAAAGGCAGGAAGGACCUCCAGGCAGCAGAAAAGAAAAUCCAUUGAAGAUACAAUGAGACCAACGGAAGUACAGUUAACAAUCACUGAAGCCCUGUGGGACCAGGUGCUAACAGCUUUUAGGGAUAUACAAAAGGAGCUGCAGGAUGAUGCUCGGAUUCGAGGAAUGAGCAACUGCUCCAAAACACCCAUAUCAUCUGCAUCCAGGACUGGAAGCAUGAGUCUUCGGGAUUCUGGGAUGACCCUAAAGUUGGGAAGAUUGCUGCCAAGCACUGGAGAGCAGUCAUCAGGGGCCCUAGUCCCCAACCUGAGAAACCAGCUCUCUGAUCAAUCAACUUGCUACCCUGGACCCUAACUCUACAAUCAAGGAAGAAAGCCUCCUCUGCUUCUGCAAGGGCACAGCUUUGGUUGCCUGAAAAGAGAAGUUAUAAGGCAGACACCAUCACUGACCCAGAAGAGGGCGUGAUACUCAUGGGCAGAGACGCCAGGGUCUAUGGUUGCAACUGGGAACUUGGAAAUGGAGUGAGACCAAAGCACAUCACAAUUGCCAAGCAAAGAAACCAGCAAGCAAACAACUGAUAAAAGAAGCGUGAUGUAAAAGA